AUUGUCAGCCCUUCAGCGAACGUUUCCAUUUACAUAACAACAUUCAACGUAAAUGGAAAGAGCCCUCCAGAAGUCAUUCGUGGAUGGUUUCCUGAUGGUAAUACUAGCGAUUUCUACGCUAUUGGCUUACAAGAAAUGGAUUUGUCUGUUGGAACCUUCAUAAUCGAUAAUCCGAAAAAGAUGGAGGAGUGGUUGGAAUGUAUAAGAGCGUCAUUGCCUGGAGGAGGAAAGAACUUUAGAGUGGUAACUAGUAUGCGCCUUAUUGGAAUCUUCAUGGUACUGUUUCCCCAUCAAGAAAGCUCUGUCGUGAAAGUGUCAAAAAUCAACUCUGCAUAUAUGGCGACAGGCAUAUCGAUGUUUAUCAAUAAGCUUGGCAACAAGGGAGGAACAGCCAUUUCACUGAAGCUAAACGACACGCUAGUCUGUUUUGUCAAUUGCCAUUUGGCGGCUGGAACUGGUGAGUUGGAACGAAGGAACCAGGAUUUCAGGGACAUUUCUCAAAUAACCUUUGCCGAUGGUCUAUCUAUAUACGACCACUCGAACGCCUGUGUGAGACAUAUAGCUUCGUCAUCAGAAUUUCCGCUCCUUUUCAGAUAUGACCAGUUACGGGAGCAGCAAUCAAACGGACAGGUAUUUAUCGGUUUCCAAGAGCCUGAUAUCCUACCUUUUCGACCAACAUACAAGUACGAUGUUGGGACAUCCACAUGGGACUCAAGUGAAAAGGCUCGUGUACCAGCAUGGUGUGAUCGCAUACUCUGGUGGACGCGUGACCCAGAUACUCAGCUGAAAGUUUGCCAAUAUGAAAGUGCAGAGAGGAUUGUAAUAAGCGAUCAUAAGCCAGUUCGGGCUGCUUUCAACCUCAGCGUACGGAAGAUUGAUCAGGCGAAAGCUGAUCGGAUAUAUGAUGAGGCUAUACGAGAAGCAGAUCGAAGAGCAAAUGAGCUGCUACCUCAGGUGUCACUAAGUAUGACUGAGAUCUCCUUGACCGUCGUGAUCGACAAGGAAAUUGCAUGGGAGCUGACUGGAACAAAGUUGCAAGAUAUUCUUGUCAUGAAUCUCGAACACGGUAGAGAUUACUUUAUUCCUGUCAUGGCGCAGUAUUAUCCCAGGGUUUUCGGCGUAUCCUUGGAACAUUUGCUGACGAAGAAAAAAGACACGGUUGUUGGAAACUUGAUUGACUUCGUGAGUUACUUUUCACGUUUUUGUUCCCCUACGCUAUUGACUUGUCAGCGUUAA
Messenger RNA from Cooperia oncophora, 1236 nucleotides. The record is from the annotation of a GenBank genome assembly. NCBI's taxonomy places the organism in Eukaryota, Metazoa, Nematoda, Chromadorea, Rhabditida, Trichostrongylidae.